Messenger RNA from Arachis stenosperma, 624 nucleotides. Its product is annotated as serine/threonine-protein phosphatase 7 long form homolog. Lineage: Eukaryota; Viridiplantae; Streptophyta; Magnoliopsida; Fabales; Fabaceae. The transcript has a single exon. The coding region runs from base 1 to 624 and encodes 207 amino acids. Gene Ontology annotation, biological process: meristem development; meristem maintenance. The record is from RefSeq and is a predicted model, not a curated record.
AUGCUGACGAGUGAUCAUCCUGUACCCCCGGAUCGGUAUGAUGAAAGAGUUGAGGAUCAUUUAAGGGUAACAGGUUUUUAUCAUGCAUCCCAGAUUGGAAUAGUCCAAAAUCAGAAGGCAUUGGUGAAUGCUUUAGUUGAAAGGUGUCAUCCAGAUACACAUACCUUUCACCUUCCUGUUGGUGAAUGUGCUGUGACGCUAGAAGAUGUGGCCUUAAUUCUCGGUCUUCCGACAGACGGUCUUCCAGUCACAAGGAUGACUAUUAGUAGCUUUGAUGCCUUAGAGGCGGAGUGUCUCAAUCAAUUCGGGGUUGCACCAAGAAAGUCAGAGUGUAGAGGGAGCUGUAUAAAACUGACAUGGCUUCGAGAUCUAAGAGAACGCUUACAGUUGGUUGAUGAGAUCAGUAUACAGAGGUACGUGAAGUGCCACAUAAUAUUGUUGAUCGGUAUGAUAUUGUUUGGAGACAAGUCUGGAGCAUCUGUGCACUUCGUAAUUGCUUUCAAACUUUUCUUCACUAUCACUACUGUAAUCUUCUCGUACAAUAUUCCGGUCGGACUCAGAUUGUUCGAAUUCCACAUACAACUCAAUGAACGAGAUUCGGGCACGACUUUCAAAAUACAUUGA